GCAGGACAGGUCUGUGGGUUCUUAGAUUCUGGAAAAAAUGGACAGUCAAGGAAGGAAAGUAGUGGUCUGUGACAAUGGAACCGGGUUUGUCAAGUGUGGCUAUGCUGGCUCCAACUUCCCAGAACACAUCUUUCCCGCCCUGGUGGGGCGGCCAAUCAUUCGCUCCACGGCAAAAGUGGGCAACAUCGAGAUCAAGAAUUCCAAAAAGAUGGACCUGAUGGUGGGUGAUGAGGCCAGCGAGCUGAGGUCGAUGCUGGAGGUGAACUACCCGAUGGAGAACGGCAUCGUCAGGAACUGGGACGACAUGAAGCACCUGUGGGACUACACCUUCGGCCCAGAGAAGCUCAACAUCGACUCCCGCAACUGCAAAAUCCUCCUCACCGAACCCCCCAUGAACCCUACCAAGAACCGCGAAAAGAUCAUCGAGGUGAUGUUUGAAACAUAUCAGUUCUCAGGUGUUUACAUAGCCAUCCAGGCUGUUCUCACUCUUUAUGCUCAAGGUCUGCUGACGGGCGUGGUCGUUGAUUCGGGCGACGGUGUCACUCACAUCUGUCCUGUGUACGAGGGCUUCUCUCUGCCACAUCUGACCAGGCGGCUAGACAUAGCUGGGAGAGACAUCACGCGCUACCUCAUCAAGCUGUUGUUGUUGAGGGGCUAUGCCUUUAACCACUCGGCAGACUUUGAGACAGUGAGGAUGAUGAAGGAGAAGCUGUGUUAUGUGGGCUACAACAUCGAGCAGGAACAGAAACUGGCCCUGGAGACCACCGUCCUCGUCGAGUCCUAUACGCUGCCUGAUGGGAGGGUGAUUAAAGUGGGAGGGGAGCGGUUUGAGGCUCCAGAGGCACUUUUCCAGCCCCACCUCAUUAACGUGGAGGGUGUGGGCGUGGCCGAGCUCCUCUUCAACACCAUCCAGGCCGCUGACAUCGAUACCAGGGCCGAGUUCUACAAGCACAUCGUGCUUUCGGGCGGUUCCACCAUGUACCCAGGCCUUCCCUCUCGUCUGGAACGCGAACUUAAGCAGCUCUACCUGGAAAGAGUGCUGAAGGGAGACGUCGACAAACUCUCGAAAUUUAAGAUCCGCAUUGAGGACCCUCCGCGCCGUAAGCACAUGGUGUUCCUGGGUGGAGCUGUGUUGGCAGAUAUCAUGAAGGACAAAGACAACUUCUGGAUGACGCGCCAAGAGUACCAGGAGAAAGGCACACGCGUGCUGGAGAAACUGGGAGUGACCGUUAGAUAAAUCAAACAUAUACACACCCACACACACACACACACACACACACAAUCGCACACACUUACAGUCACAAACCUUUACAUGCACACACACACACACACACACAGACACUCUCAUAUCAAAACUCACACAUUAAGUACGCUUCCCUUCACACGUACGCGCGCGCACGCACACACACAUACAGAGGUUCACUUCACAAGCAGGGUGAUGUUUUGAUAGUAUAGACAUGGGAAAAGGUUGUCUCUUGGUAUGAAAUGAUUUGAUUUGGGUGACUUGACUGUUUAGAAGUCUUUACCGCCCCAUGUUUGAGACAUUCCAAAUGUUAAGGGGCACGUUGAAUUUCACAGAUUUGAGAACAUACUUUGAAGGGAGCCAACAUGGUGCUGUUCCUAACCCUUUACUUAUACAGGCCCGUGAGAGCAAAUCACAAGGCUCCAAUCACCAGAAACGAUACUUUACGUCAAGACAACUCUGUGUGUUUAUG
Molecule: messenger RNA, 1715 nt
Organism: Chanos chanos (milkfish)
Lineage: Eukaryota; Metazoa; Chordata; Actinopteri; Gonorynchiformes; Chanidae
Gene: actr2a
Product: actin related protein 2a
Exons: 10
Coding region: 38-1237 (399 amino acids)
Source: RefSeq, a predicted model, not a curated record